Messenger RNA from Manihot esculenta (cassava), 1224 nucleotides. RefSeq names its product transcription repressor OFP7. The transcript has a single exon. The record is from RefSeq and is a predicted model, not a curated record. Gene Ontology annotation, biological process: negative regulation of DNA-templated transcription. Bases 40 to 1020 code for a protein of 326 amino acids. Lineage: Eukaryota; Viridiplantae; Streptophyta; Magnoliopsida; Malpighiales; Euphorbiaceae.
ACAAGUUUCUUAAAGCUUCUUUUAACUUCUAAUAACAAAAUGGCUAAGCGUAAUUUCAAGCUUAAGCUCUCUCGUGUCGUCCCUUCAUUUCAAAUCUGUCGAUCUAAAAACUCUUCUGAUAAUCCAAUCCCAUCAAUCCACCGUGUAUCACCUCUCAACCGGAAAGUUCUUGAUUUCAAUUACCCUAAAUUCCCUGACCAACCACCGUCAACCCCAGAUUGCAAACGCCGUAUCUCGCCGAAGAAAACAUCCGUCGGCUGCAGGUUCGAGUCAAGAUCACUCGCAGAUUAUCUAACUGAUUAUAGCUUGGAAUCCUUGGAUUUUUCACGGGAGAAAGAUGCUUAUGUGCGGGCUGCUAGAGUUCAACGGUUUAUGCAGAGUUUAUCAUUUUCCGAUGAGAGUAUUGGGAAUAUCUCACCGGUUAAAGUUACUGCAGACCAGAAGAACAAGUGCAACGAACGAAAGAAAGUUUCUAAUAAAGAUGACAUUAGUAUUUCAUCGGAAAAUGGUGGCUGCAGCUUCAGCAACGAGAAUGAAGAAAAUGAAGUGGAAACUGAAACCCUACUCUUUUCUUCAACAAGCUUCUCAUAUGAUUCUUCAUAUGACUUCUGUUAUCCAUCUAUGGACCGGAUAACCAAGAAAACGGACAACAGAAACAAGAAAACAAGUAAAAUGAAAAUUCAGAAACUCAAUCGCCUGGCUUCCAAGAACUGGAAGUCUUCUCCGGAGAUUACAUCUCCGAUGAGGGCAUCGGUUCUGCGGCGGAUGGUGUCGUGCACGGCUGAUGGGAAGGUGAAGGAGAGCGUGGCAGUGGUGAAGAAAUCAGAGGAUCCUUACCAGGAUUUUAAAAGGUCGAUGCUAGAGAUGAUAUUGGAGAAGCAGAUGUUUGAGGAAAAGGAUUUAGAAGAACUUUUGCAGUGUUUCUUGUCCUUGAAUUCCAGGCAAUAUCAUGGAGUUAUUGUAGAAGCCUUCUCGGAGAUUUGGGAGAUCUUGUUCUGUGAUUCUUCUCCAAAGAAUUGAAAUUCCAUGAAAAUUUCUCGACUUAAAGCUUGAAGAAGGUCAAACCGAAAAAAAAUUAAAAAAUAAAAAAAAAAAUCUUUUUUUCUUUUUUUUUUUGUGAAUGUUAGAGUUAUUACAUAAAUAUGAAAGCUUAAUAAUAUUGGUGUAAUAUUAAUAGUUAUCCGCUUUUUUAUGUAAAUAUAUAAUUGAUAAAGGUAAAAAGUA